AGUACUAGAAGAUUCCAACCGCGAUUAGUUGUUACGAUUAUAACAAUUAGUGACUAUCUGCGCGAUUAAUUAAUUAUUAUCAACUCGAUUAGUAUCGCGCUACAUCAGUAUAAAACAAUCGAUGUUAUUUUCAAAUUUCUCGGUCAAACGAUACGAAAGGAAUUUACUGGAAUAGUUUUGUGACGCAUUUAUCCAGGCAGCAACAGAAACCCAAAAUCUAAAGAUGUCUAUAGAACAAUAAGAUGUCUUUAAGUCGUCUUUAAGUUUUUAAGUCAUCUUAAGUCUUUCAGACGUCUUUUAGAUAUCUGUUAGACGUUGUAUAUUUUAGGAACAUGUGCUGUCUGGUGUCGAAUAAAUCGUAGGUAUAUGUAAUUGCUUUCACGUUGUUUUCCCGUGCUAAUACGCAUAAAUGUCGCGUGCGUUUAACAUUGAAAGUGCCGUGUAAAGUGUCGCGUGAUUAUCGUAUUUUACAGCGCGAUCGUAAUUAACAAUGUUUUCGCGAGUGAGUGCCAUGAAGGAAGAGCAAAGACGAUCAAGAAAAGAGAAGGAAGCUGGAACGAGAAAUGGUGGAGCAAUCAUAGAAUUAACUGUUGUGUACUACAACUGCGCUAUUGUGUGCAUCGUACCGAACAACGUCAUUUUUAAUUAUAAUAACACUUGCGGCUACAGUAAAACUUCCAAGUCACCAUCUUAUCGCGGUCACCACGUCAGAGAAAAAAAAAACAGUGCGCCGUUGCAGGGCGAAGCAGGAGACACACGCGGCAUUUGAAACUCGGGGUGCGUUUACCUGCGCCUACGAUCGAGAAAAGAAAAGAGAGAGAGAGAGCAAGGAAGGCACCAUGGCGAUCCCAUUCCUCUUGCCAGGCGAUGACAACGAUGAGAGAACGCGAGCGGAGGAGCAGCUGAUGCUGCAGCUAUACGUAACACUGCACAAUGCCCUCCGGAGCAGGAACGCCCACCAUCCGUCGCGAAAUCAUCGAGCACCCCGUCGACCCGGCGGUCCCGAGGCCCAGCAGCCUCUGGUGAUCUUGCUGCAACCCGGCAGCGCCGAAGAUCUGUCGAAUUUGCCGUUGCCGGAUCUAGUACAGUCGGCCGUAGAUCAACUGCCACCGCCCCAGGUGACAGUUUCCGUCCCCAACAGCCCGAUGAGAGACGCGACCUUCCAGUUUCCCGAGUGCGUCAACGGCAGCGGCGCGCCGCUGCCGAGCCCAAGGCCGCGGCCACGAAGACGCUUCGCCUCUGAGAGCUCCAUCAUGGAGACAGGCUCGAACGAGGUGAGCAACUGCAGCAACGGUAGCACCUGCUGCUGCCUGAUCCUCAACGAGAGGCAAUCGUGGACGAGUGUGGGUGCCAAUCUCAGGAACAUCGCCGGUGACUUCCACGCAUGCAGGACCAAGGAUGCCGAGACCGAGAAGUCGAGGUUGCCGGUGAUCGGUCCGGGUCUGUCCAAUGGUCGCAACAGCAACUCGUCAUCCACUGACAGUCUGCUGUCGCUGCUGAUCCCGACGCCAUUGCGAGAGACCCUCUGGGCAACGGUGGCCCUGUACCUCGGCUGGAGACUCGUCUCUCGCCUGCGAUAGAUGCGCCGAUCUCGCCCAGCUAUCGUUCCCGCGGGACCGAUCGGCGAUCGUGUCAGGGACCGGAACGACGACGGCCUUGUGAGCCGUUAGAACGGACGGACUUCCGCCAGCAAUUCCUUUCCGGAUGUCUUCCGGAAGUCCGGGAAUCCUCGACCGGACUGAUCGUCUUGAGAGGAGAUGGAGUGCAGUCUGCGACGCGUACUGCGGAUCUCACUUUGCGAUCGGACGAUGGAUUAUGGAUCGAGGUAGAAUGUAUCGAGAAGACGAAUAGUCUCUCGUUUGUAUGUUCACUCCGAUAACUCCGAUUGUAUUUUGUAUAUCUGUUUUGUAUCUUGCGCGUCCCUGCCGCACGCGACUACGCAAGAAUGCGCUUGACUUCGAUCGUUUUCUGACGGACUUAGAAGACUCUUCUGACUACUUGGAAGAUAUUAAUAUAAUUGGUCAUGACAAUGAAAGCACCGAUGGUGGAUCCAUAUAUUUCUAAUUUUUGGUUAUAAAUAAUUUGAUUCAUUUCCUAAUGAUAAUAAUAAUUGAUUUAAUAUAGGAUAAUUAAUGAUUAUAACGAUUGACUUGAUAAUUGAUAAUCGAUAAUGAUAAUGAUUAUAAUAAUUGAUAAAUUUGCUAAUUGAUAAUUGUGAUAAUUGAUUAUCGAUUGAUUUGAUGAAUCAGAAUCGCUCUCUAUUAAAUGCGUUUCUCUUCAUUCCUUUUUGGAACGAGUAGAUAAGAUAUUUAAUUAAGAACUGAUUUCUUGAUUAUUUUUUAUCGAUUAAAUCGACAUUUCGCCGCUCGACCUUUACUCGCCCGAUCUAUUUCCAUCUCGCUGCUAUUCGAGUUGCGUACUGUCGAUAAAUUAUGACUGUGAUUGCCAUGAAACGAUGAAGGCGAGAAGUAGCGACGGCGAGGAAUUACGAAGUACAAGCGCAUUCUCGCGCGAUGCAGGAGUCAUUCUCUCGAACGCUGUACGUGCCGAUAGUUCGCCCUGCGAAUCUAUAAGCGGAGGGCGAAAGACAGGAAAGAGGGGGCUGGAGAGUUUUAGGGGAGAUAACUCGGGCGAGAGUAACCGAAUUGCGUAUUACAUCGCGUCAAUCGGAGCCCAAGACGACACGAGGAGGGAGAGGAUAUAGAGGGACGAGCCAAGGACGAGAUCCAAAGAGGAUUAAACCCAAUAAUCAAAUGAUGAUCUCAUUACGGAUAAAUAAAGAGAAUUAAAUAAAGUAGUGUGAUUACACGGGAACGAGAGAGGGCGGACCACAACGUCCCUUAUUCUCCGACGUCUUCUCUUUACGCGUCCGUCCCUCUCUUGGUCUCGCCAAGAUAGAAAGACUACUUCUUCGGUGUGCGGUUUGUAGAUAACUCAGUCUCCGGACCGAUAUCGCUCGACGGGGUCGAAAAUUUGUCCGUGUAUUUUUUCUCUAACGACGCCACGCUACGCGACGACAUUUCGCGAGGUUUGCUCAAUGUUACACUUGAUCUAACGAUACCGCGAACCUAAUCAACGAAUCUAUUCCGUCUGAAUUACAAUCGAUUGACAUUUUCGUUACGAUCGAUCGGCCUUGCUAAAUGUCGGAGCGACGUGGACGAAAUGUAUAUAUACACAAAGAGAUGUCGAGAGAGAGGGAGAGAGAGAGAGAGAUGACGACGUAUUCCAAAAAAAAAAAAGAGAA
Messenger RNA from Cataglyphis hispanica, 3244 nucleotides. RefSeq lists its product as uncharacterized. Bases 840 to 1580 code for a protein of 246 amino acids. The transcript has 7 exons. The record is from RefSeq and is a predicted model, not a curated record. NCBI's taxonomy places the organism in Eukaryota, Metazoa, Arthropoda, Insecta, Hymenoptera, Formicidae.